Molecule: messenger RNA, 906 nt
Organism: Musa acuminata subsp. malaccensis (wild Malaysian banana)
Lineage: Eukaryota; Viridiplantae; Streptophyta; Magnoliopsida; Zingiberales; Musaceae
Product: CASP-like protein 1E1
Source: RefSeq, a predicted model, not a curated record
UCAGUACGUGAUAUGAGAUCCACAUGGGCAGCUAAAUAUCUUCUCAAAGGGCAAUGGAGUCCCAGAAUAAUGGGCCUGGUUUUGGAGGAAUGCAUGGGACAUCCGGCGGCGAAGCCCACGAUAUUAUUCAUGCGGCAGCAUCGCCGCCAGCGAUGCAAUCGCCUCCUGCCUACAACGUCGGAGUGCCGGCGCCGGUGAGCUGGAUGCGUCUACUGAGCUACAUCCUCCGCAUCAGCGCCAUAGUCUUAACACUAGUAGCCACCAUCGUGAUGGGCACCGCCCGGGGGACCGUCACGGUUCUCUUCGUUAAUCCUCUUACGGGUUUCUUAUCCACCGUCGCCGGAUCGACCAAGUCGACCAACUCCGCAGCCUUCGUGUACUUUAUAGUGGCCAACACCCUUGUGUCGUUCUACUCGGUGGUCUCCCUUGCGCUACUCAUCGCAAGCAAAGCUGGCAAAAGCAUCAUGUUACUGCCCUUCUCCAUAGGCGACCUGGUCAUGGUGGCCCUCCUCUUCUCCGGCAACGGUGCGGCAACUGCGAUCAGCGUCGUGCUGGAGCACGGACAACAACGCUUGGCUAGGUGGUCAGAGAUUUGCCACGCCGUCGGUGGCUUCUGCGCCCGCGUCAACGCCGCCAUCGUUCUGUCGAUGGUGGCAUCCCUGGCGUACGUGCUGCUCGUCGUCCUCGGCCUCCUGGGCCUUCGUAAAUCAAACUACUAGGUUUCCUCGUGGAUGCAAGCCAAUGUGGUGUGCUUCUUCUUCUUCUUCUUCUACUUCUUCUUCUGCUUCAGCGUGUGCGAUCGUCGACUCGUUUGUGUUUGAAGUUGUUCAUGGUGACUUGGAAUUAAUGGUGAAAAUAUUUGUGUAAGGAUGAACAAUAAAUCGGCAAGGAUGCUUCGAAUGAAAA